AAAAGAAAUGGAAAGACAAGCUGCAUUGACAAUGUUCUUAACCUUUGCAAUUGCAAGUGUCUUUUACAAUGGAGUCUACGGAACAGCUUCCCAAGAGAUCGAUAUGAUGUUAAACACUCUUAAUAAACCUGCAUUAAAGACGAUCAAAAGCGAAGAUGGAGAUAUAAUAGAUUGUGUGGAUAUCUAUAAACAACCUGCUUUUGAUCAUCCCGCCUUAGCAAAUCACAAGAUUCAGAUGAAACCGAGUGUGGAGUUUGGGUCAAAGAAGAGUAAUAUUCCAAAGAGCGGUUCUUCUAAACCCGUUACAUACCAGAUUUGGUCAAAAUCUGGUAGAUGCCCGGUAGGGACAAUACCGAUUCGUAGAGUCAGUAGAGAAGACAUAAGCAGAGCCUCUUCACCGUCUCGGUUUGGAAGAAAAACUCCUCACAUAUACAAAUUUCUCGACCAAGCACACCAACACGAGGCUAAUAUCAAUUUAACCGCUGAAAAACCACACAAUCCCCGUCCACAAGACCGGUCGGAGGCGUUUCUUCUUGCGGUAGGGUCCAAUUUUCUCGGUGCUCAAUCCAAGAUAAAUGUUUGGAAUCCCCAAGGAGUUCAAAAAAACGACUACAGCUCCGCGCAAAUUUGGCUGCUUGCUGGUCUCCCGGAAAUAUCUGAGACCAUAGAAGCUGGUUGGGUGGUGAAUCCAGGCGUUUUCGGAGACAACCGCACACGACUCUUCACCUAUUGGACUACGGAUGCAUACCAUAAAACAGGUUGCAUGAACCUCUUAUGCUCAGGCUUCGUGCAAACAAGUACUCAGAUAGCCCUAGGUGCAACCUUAAAACAUAUUUCGAGUAGAUUGUUUAAGCAAUAUCACAUAACCCUUAGCAUCUUUCUGGAUCCGAAAGGGAAUUGGUGGCUAUCAACCCCACACUUCGUUUUGGGAUACUGGCCAGGGACACUCUUCAAACACCUAAGACAAAACGCGACCGCAGUGCAGUGGGGUGGAGAAGUGUAUAGCCCUAACGUGAGGAAAAAGCCACACACCAAAACUCCAAUGGGAAGUGGAGAGUGGCCAUAUAACCUCUAUACCCGCGCUUGUUACCACACCAACAUUAGGAUCAAGGACUCUUCCUUGCAGCUCAAGUAUCCUGAGCGUCCCAUCGAGUUCUCGGAUGAGUACGACUGUUAUUCUACAGUUCUCCACAAGAGAACAGAAGAGUCGGAGCCGCAUUUUUUCUUCGGAGGGCCUGGCCAGAGUCUUCGCUGCCCUUGACCUCAUCGUUUUAUAAAGCUUCGUUUCUUCUCAUAGUUUUUGCUCAUAGAGAGAGAAUAAAAAGGAUUGUUAAGUUAUAAGCUUAUAUAUUAAUUAAAUCUAA
Eutrema salsugineum is the source of this 1364-nucleotide messenger RNA. RefSeq lists its product as uncharacterized. NCBI's taxonomy places the organism in Eukaryota, Viridiplantae, Streptophyta, Magnoliopsida, Brassicales, Brassicaceae. The record is from RefSeq and is a predicted model, not a curated record. The transcript has 7 exons. Bases 8 to 1261 code for a protein of 417 amino acids.